ACAGUACUGAUAACUGUGAGACACACACAGGUGGACUUCUGCUGCUUUUGAACAAGUCUCUCUACCACACACACACACACACUUUCAGUAAAGGGGGGCCUGAGGGUAUAAAAAGGUAGUGGGCAGAGAUGACCAGUGCAGAAAGUUUCAGGAGACUGCAAACAUGCUCAGGUUUCUUUUGUUGACCUCUCUGGCAGCCCUCGGUAAGAACUGACCGCUUCUUCUUCUCCUCCUUUCACAUCUUACACACACAUACGCGCACACACACACACAGCACAAGCUCAUAUUUUUCAUCUUUGCUAUCUGUAUUGCCUCACGUGUCUCAGUGCUGGCCGAGCUGGAGCCCCAGCCCAGGUACCUGGAGGAUGACAGCGCUGAGGAGAGAGUCGUGGGCGGCGAGGUGGCCAGACCCAACUCUUGGCCUUGGCAGGUACAGAACUGUAGGCGCUAUAAAACCUCCACACGAGGCGUUUAUAUCCAAGGUUUUAUGUAUGCUGUGAAUUUUAAAUAAUGUCAUCUAGGUGAGGUAUAUCUUAGAAUCUCUUCUGGUUUGACUGAAAACCUGCAGCAAGGUCACUGCAAACAGAUUUUUUUUUUCAUGAAUGGUAUUUUUGAAGGUUAAGAUGACUCUGUAGGAUUUAUAGGAUGGACCCUCUUUUUAAUAGGCAGUCUUGUGAUUUACAGAUUUACAGUUUAGCUGUAGUAAGUAACAUAACUCUACAGGUACAAAGUAUCUUCUACAGUAUCAAUACUGUGGGAAUAGUUGGCCUGAAAUUUACACGAUAGAAUAAAUUUUAUAUGUUUGCCUGAAUAAAUCAAAGGAAGCUGAAUCUGUAUCUUAAGAACAGAUCCAAAAGAUUAUAGAUAUGGUAUUAGCAAGAAAAUGUCCAAGUUUUUUCAUGUGUGGGGAUGGAGGGAGGGGGUGGACCUGCAAUCAAACAUAAUUAUGACAGUCUGAAGGAGUUUGUUUGUUAUUUUCUUCCCUUAAUUAGUGAAAUAAUGACAAAAAUAGGGAACUGAAGACAUGUAUCAUCGAAAAACAACCUUGUUUGUCAUGUUGAUGGACUGAUUCCUCUCCUACCCACCUGUUUUCAUAAAGACAUGUUAAAAAUUGUCAUAAUUUAAAGUACCAGCAAAAGGAAAUGCUAAAAACAUGGUCCAAAUUGUUGUUUUUUGUUGAUUUUAACUUAAAGACCCACUCUGAUGAAAAUCAUGUUUUUCUUGUUUUUUACAUGUUCAUGUGGCAUUUUUCUGAUACUAUAGAACAUAUCGAGAAAAAUAAGAGUGAAAUUUCUGAGAAAAUUCUACAUUCAAAUUUCUGUGAACCUGUUGUUUGGGCAGGCCCAAACAGCAGUUCAGACACAAUGAGAUUUCCUAUGUCACAAAUCCAAGCUCCGCCCCCAGAGCCCCACCAUGCAGGCAAGACUCAGAGAAAAAGAGAGGAUGGUUGCGGAACAAGUGUGUGCGUUAGUGGAUUGUAAUGCUGGUAAGAAAGCUAAUUAUGAUAUUAACUUUCAUCGUGUCCCUAAAGACAUUAGUGUCCGAGAGCUAAUUAGUUCCUAUGUUACCUGUUACUUCUACUACACCAGCAAUGUUAGGCUACAAGCUAGCGUGAAGAGGAGUGUGCAGAGCAGUGCUGACUCCGCCCACAACUCAGAGGCGAAUUGCUAAUGAGCUACUGGAGCUCUGCAGAAAAAAAGCCUUUAAAGAUGAUACAGGUAACAUGAUUGUGGCUAAAAACUUCGUAAUCACAAUUUAACGACCACUUAAAACACUGUAAGUAGAAAAAAAUGAUCGUAGUGGGAUUUAAAAGUCCUGCCUCUAUCAAGGAAAAUAGCCGGUCCAAGUUGAGAGCUUCUCCAAUCAGAUUUCAAGUCCACUCCUCUAGUUGUGAAGAAGUGCUGUAUUUCUCAGCACAAAACUAAGAUGAAUUUGGACAUACCCAAGCAAAUAACCCUUGAUUAAAACUCUUGGUAAAAGCAACAUUUGAUUGACUCUAUUUUCUAAAUGUUAAAAGAGUCACUGCAGCUUUUAUUUGUCUGCAGGCAAAUACCCGCCGAGUUCAGCAGGGGAAUUUCAGAGGGUGAUUUACUCUCCUACGAAGAGUUUUUUGUCGGGAAAGCUGCCAAAACGCACUUUGCACUAAUGUGAAUGUGUCGAUUUGUGGUUGUAAUGCCCUCUGUUCUCUUUUCAUUAGAUCUCUCUUCAGUACAAAUCUGGCAGCAGCUUCUACCACACCUGUGGAGGUACCCUGAUCAGGAGAGGAUGGGUCAUGACCGCUGCUCACUGCGUGGACCGGUAUGAGUUUAAUUCUCACAAAAGAGCUGCUGAGCCUAAAACAAAUGUACACUGUAUGUGAUUGAAGGAGGAUGAGAAAGACACCUUUACAUAACGUAAAUAAUAGUCCUGAAAUAAUCCUGAUUUAAUCUAAUGUCAACAAUCCAGUAAUAUUCGAUUCAAACACAUAGUUUCCGUGUCAAAAAUGGAUUUUCAGCAGCUGUCUAAAGGUUGCAAAAGAUUGCCAACUGUCAGAGAGGUUAGAUUCGAGCGGAAAAUGAACAUUAGAUGUACUUUUUUAAAUUUCUGUACAGUUCCAGGACUUGGCGCGUUGUUCUCGGAGAUCACAACAUCAACUCCCACGAGGGCAAAGAGCAGUACAUGAGCGUGAGCCGCGUCUACCUCCACCCCAACUGGAACUCCAACAACGUUGCUGGAGGGUGAGUGUGGCUUUGUGGGUCAAGGUUUGGCACAUCUGCAUUCAAUCUAUUACAGGCUGUUAAAUGCACAUUACAUACUACAAAAAUAAUACAUUUAGUUAUUUAUAAGACAAAACAAUUGAACAAAAAAUAAAUCUAAAUGCUUUCUGUUCUAAUGUGAAAGAAAUGGGGACACUUCAGUUUCAGAAAACAAGGUUCUUUUUUUUUCUUAAAGCUCCUGUGAGGAGUUUUUUUUUACACAAAUGAAACAGACUAAAAUACACAGUCAGUGUGAAGAGAAUCAGUCCUAUCUUUAUGCUUUCCACAUAAAAUAUUCCCAAUUAAUUUAAAUUGCAAAAAGUCUGCAAGAGGACACCGCUUAAGGGCAUAUAUAUCAAGAAGAGAAGACUGUUUUGUCCACAGGAGGCGCCAAAGUUGACACGAAUUGAAAAUUUCUCACAUAAGCUUUAAGUUUGCAAAGUAAAAUUCCAUCUGAUUGACAAAUCUUUGGAUUGAUGAGACUGGAGAUCAUUUCAUUAAAGAUAUAUGAUCAUACAGAUGUAAAAUUUGUUGUGCAGUCAAAUGAAUGUGCAGUCAGCUUAUUCCUCAUUGUUCAGAUUUGUAGCUUUUUUCUGUCUCAUAACAACCAAUAGAUUCGUUGUGAGAAUAAUUUACAGAUAGUUAUGGCUGUAAAUAAAUAUUUACAACCAGCAAUGAACAGCAGCUCAUAUUUCACCGGGACAGUAACUGAGUUUUUAUGAGUUACAGCUGAAGAUUUCCCGGGACUUUUGGAUGUGCUUUGCCAAGUAAAGACGCACGUGUAAAAGUUGUCAAAUAAGUAUUAUAUUUGCCAGAUAUCUCUCACUUUGGGGGGCUGGGUUGUAAACAUUUUGUUUUGGGAACGAACGAGUGCCCUUUCAGUGCAGUUUAAGAUCGAAAAUGACUUCUAGAUCGACUCGAGCUGGUGGAGAGAAGCAGCAGGUUGUUGGCAACGCGGCCUCCUUAGCUAGCAAGGACAAUGUUAUCCCAACACAUGCUGACAAAAUACUUUAAUGGGCCAAGGAUAUGAUAAGAUAUAAGAUCAGGAUCGCCAGGUGUAAGAAAGAAAGGAGACGAAGGCCGAGAUAGAAAAAUGGACUAAAAGUUUGGAAGAUAAUACUAAAGCCCAGUUUGAGCUGCUAUGAAGGGAGAUGAGGCUGAUUGGCGAAAAAACUAGCAGUCUGGUUAAUAGGAUGGAUGAACAAAAAAAAAGAGGUAGAUAAAACACUGAAUGAUAGUCUGACACUAUAACCAACACGAAGACAAGACUGAAAGAACUGGAGAAGGAGAUAUUGAAGUUAAGGGAACGGAGUGAAGAUGUAAGAGAAGACGUUUCAACUCGAGUGUGUUUUCUGACCCUCAGAUGGGAUAUUGCUCUCCUGCGUCUGUCUUCUGAUGCUUCUCUCAACGGUAACGUGCAGCUCGGUGCCCUGCCCCCCUCUGGUCAGGUCCUGCCCCACAACAACCCCUGCUACAUCACCGGCUGGGGUCGCACCCAGAGUGAGUCCCACGUUAUCAGUGAUAUUACUGUCCAUACAAUCCAGUAUACUCUGUUAAUAACACUAAUUAUUGUUACAUUAAGUGUUCCCAAAGCUGAAUAAUGAUGUACCUUUGGUCGUCCUCAGCUGGCGGUCAGCUGUCUGCUCAGCUGAAGCAGGCCUACCUGCCCGUUGUCGACCACAACACCUGCUCUAGCUACGGCUGGUGGGGCAGCACCGUGAAGAACUCCAUGGUCUGUGGUGGAGGCGGCAGCGACUCUGGUUGCCAGGUAAAGAAUAAAAGUCAUGUUUAAGCUCUUAUAUUGAGCAUUUUUAAGAAGAAGAUACAAAUGCCCACUCCACUGUUUUCCUGUUGCACUCGCUUUGAUGGAAAACCAUGAUUGGGAGUAGGGGUGGGAAUCACCAGGGGCCCAAUGAUACGAUAUUAUCACGAUACUUGGGCCAUGAUAAGAUAUUAUUGUGGCCCAAGAUUUUUAACAUUUUGCAAUACAGUGAGUAUUGCAAUACAAUAAAUUGCGAUCUAUACAAUAUUUUCAACCAUUUAGCUAAUUUACCAUUUGUCUUUCCUUUAUGUUUGUCUUAUUUACGCUGUAUUUUAUUUUCAUGUAGCACAUCUUGCAAACCUUUAUAUAUAUUUGUUGUAAUAACUUUCUCCUGCUCUUUAAUGUCACCUCUGCCAACCUCACUGGACAAACAGUUGGUUUUAUUUUUCCAUUAUCGUAGAUUUGACAUAUUAACAAUUAAAACAAUUGAUACUUGGCCAAUGAGACGAUAGGAUAUAUCACCAGACAAAAUAUUGCGAUACUAUGCUGUAUUGAUUUUUUUCCUAAUGGGAAGCUUUCGAAGAGAUACUUCACAUUUCCCAAGCCUUAAGUUUUAGUUCCAAGUUAAACAGACUUAAGUAAAAUCAUUUGAGGUUUUUAUUAAAGUCCCGCAACCAAAUAUUCAGAAUUUACUUUUGCGAAUAUAAGAGAGAGAGAGAAAAACACUCUUGGGAAACAAUCCCAGAACUCUGGGGAACCAUACAACCGGACACUUCAGUUGUAUCUAUUAAAGGUUUUUAAGUUUUCAUCAAUGGCACAAAUGUAGGUGAUCUGUUAUGUGCACUUUUAUUUAUUAUUACAGAAAGUAAAAUAACAUUUAAAAGUUAUAAUUACAGUGUUUAAGGAGAUAAUAAAUGGCCUUUUUUAAGCAUUUUAACCUGAAGCUAAAUUUUGUUAAAGGCCUGUAAUAGAGCUAUAAAAUAUGGGAAAUCACUAAAGCAUCAAUAAAUCCAUUAGAUAUGAUAAAAUAUGAUUUAAGGUUUCUUGUUUCAGCAGGUUAUAGCCCCACUAGCUCAGAUUUUUAACCCACUUUGUCCAGUUUACUCCCACUACACUGUCACCCUUGAAGAGCAGUGUAAUGUUUCAGUAUGUGCAGACUGUAAAACACUGUAAAGAACCGCUCAGAAUUCAGUCCCACUCCACCAUGACAAAAUGAAUUGAGCGUCUCCCCCUCUGAGCUGAGGUCUGACCCCUUCCUGUCAAGAAAGAUAUUUUGGGGGACACAUGCAGGAUUACUUGCUGCAUCAGCAGGGGCAUAAGUCAGUACCAAUGAUCCAGACUUGUGCUUAAACUGCACAAAGUGUCAAAGUUUUUCAAGUUCACUCUGAGUCCAAACUUCUGGAGGCUGUCUCAGAUUGGACAGAGAUAUGAGGAAUAUGUAAGAAAGAAUUAAGAGCACUGGAGAAGAGUGAAUUUGUUCCAAACUUUGCUGAAAAUUUAUGAAUUUCUGACUCUGUGUUUGUCUGUUUCGUGUUUUCCUCCAGGGUGACUCUGGUGGCCCCCUCAACUGCAGUGUCAACGGCCAGUGGGUCGUCCACGGUGUGACCAGCUUCGUGUCCUCCUCCGGCUGCAACGCUUACAGGAAGCCCACCGUCUUCACCCGUGUCUCUGCCUACAUCAGCUGGAUGAACGGAGUGAGUUUGACCAAAAUUAAUCACAUUUAUCAGGAAUUUUCGAAAGCAUUUCUUGUGUGUUUUGCAUGAUCUGAGUCGCCUUUUAGUUCAUAAGGUACACUCUCAAAGAAAUGUGUGUAUUUCUGCAUCGUUUGGAGAAAAUCACAUAAUGACUCAUGUGUCCUUGCUUUGCCAGAUCAUGGGUUGAGAAGGAUGAUCUCCAUGGAGACGAGUGAAUACUCUGGAUCAAACUCAGUUUCUGCCAAACUCCAUCAGAAUAAAACCUCUUAUAAAUGUGCACCUAGACUCUGGUUUCAUUUUUCGUUGUGGAUCAGAUAUUCUGUGUGAGAAAAUCUUUGGAUACUUUAUAGAUUAAAAACUGAAACGUCUACACUGUUAUUCUGUUUUUCACUUCCUCUUAAUCUGAUAUGAUGCUGUCUGAGGAUGAUUGGAUGAUGAAGCUGAUAAAAACUCGGCAAUAAUGUGAGAAUGCAUAGAGGACUGAAUGCAAUAUACGGUGAUAUGAUUAGCAGAAUCUACAUGCAGGCAUUGGUCUUCUUAAAUGAUUUUGUGAGACCGGACAGAGAGAUGUUAUCAGACGGUGAUUGAUUGUAAACGGAAGAAGGUGGACUGGACACCUGGAUACACCUUGGAUGAGUUGCCAGUCUAUCACAGAGCAAACAUACAGACACCCAGAGACUCACUUAUAGCUGUAAGAAGUUUAGUAUGACUGUUUGACCUCACGACCUCAUAAUUUUUUUUUCACUUUGAUGAUAAAAGAAAAAAAAAGAUCAACCAGAAACUGAACAACCAGAAGAAAAACAACUAUUUUCAUAACAGGCGCAAUAAAAUAUCGAAAAAAAGAAGCAAUUUCACAACAGGGAUAAGUCUUAAAAAACAAAUAAACAAAUACUGAUAAUAAUAAUAAUAAUAAUAACACACCCUCACACUGGGCUUGGGGUACAAAUGACCCGAAUCUAGUUAGGCAUUAGGUCCAGGCUGUUUUCGUUUGUGUGUGUUCGCGCGCAUGUGUGUUUAUAUUUACCGUAUGUAUAAAGCAUUCAUAAUAAGAGGACAAGGGAUUGAUCAUUGGGGACAUUGUGACCCCUUAGACAUGGGAUAUGUUUAAUUUGAGGACAACAGGAGGGUUAAAAUCAGAAUAGAAUAAUUCAGAUAGCAAAGUCACUUAUCUAUAAUAUCCUUCAUACUUUGAGUUUUUAUCACAUACAAUAGAUAAAAAAAUCUACCUCUCUACUUCUAGCAGGACUCUGGGGGCGGAGCUUGGAUUUGUGAUGUAGGAAAUCUUACUGUAUCUGAGCCUUCCGUUUGUGUCUGUGAGAGAUUUUUAGCGAUUUGAAUGUAGAAAUACUAUUUAAUACUAUAAUACUAUUUUUCUCUUGAUAUGUCCUGUAGCAUCAGAGAAAUGAACAUAGGAACAUGUAGACAACAAGAAAAACAUGAAUUUCAUCGGAGUUGGUCUUUAACACUAUCAUAUACUGUAUAUGUAUAAGGUCUUCCUUUCCUGUUUUUUUUACUUUUUUCCCUGUAUUUCUUCCCAUUCAACAAACUCAAAAGUAUACUGUUUUCAUGUUCCUUUUCCUGCUCACUUAUCAUCACAUUUAUCCUUAUAUUAUGCUAAAUAAAUGCUUUACUCUGACAGGAAAAAAACACCUUUAAAUGAGUGACACAGGUUGUCAAACUGUCUCAAAAUCAAAGCUUUCAGAAAUCCUCCAGGCUGAGCAUAAAAGUGACUCUAAAACAAUCUGGAGUUAUGAAAUAUGUCAACUUUUACUCGUCUCAGAGGGAAAACUGUCAAAACUAAUAAAUUCCACAGCACAUCAGAUCACAAACAAAAAUAUUUCAAAAUGCAUAAAAGCACAAUGUUUUUUUUAGCACAGUAACGCAGGAGGAUGACCAUAAACACUCAC
Molecule: messenger RNA, 8098 nt
Organism: Xyrichtys novacula (pearly razorfish)
Lineage: Eukaryota; Metazoa; Chordata; Actinopteri; Labriformes; Labridae
Source: the annotation of a GenBank genome assembly